Podarcis lilfordi (Lilford's wall lizard) is the source of this 2007-nucleotide messenger RNA. NCBI's taxonomy places the organism in Eukaryota, Metazoa, Chordata, Lepidosauria, Squamata, Lacertidae. The record is from the annotation of a GenBank genome assembly.
AUGUCCCUGCCUCUGAGGUUCAUUGGAGAAAGUAUUCAAGGUUUGGCUUGGGCUGGAACUGAGGGGUGCUAAAUUGGAGGGUCGGAAAUGGGGAAUCUGGUUUUGUAAUUCCCGUAAUUCCUAAGCUACUUGGGGCUGAUGGGAGUUCGAGUCUAGACUGAGGUACAGUUAGUUUAGAUUGAGGUAUAACUGUCCGUAUAGCCGCAGCAUAACCCCCAACCUUUGGGAAAUGCAAAGAGUAGGUCUGCAAAACAUACUGGAUGCAGUUGUGGGGGUGAAAUAUAGCCUGCAUUGCACUUCAAGGCCCAGCUUCCAGAGCCUCCCGAUUCUGCUUGAGCCCCCCCUUCGCCUCGCUUGCAGCAAGUGGGCGUUUGCACUCUGGGUCGGCGAACAAAAUCUCCCAGCCGAGAUUCACGCCUGUCAGCCACAGCGCUGCCUGCCUUGACAACCAAAAUUUGUACUACAUACUUUCGAAGAACUCUGUGAUCCAAGAAUUUGAAGGGGGGGAGAAGGAACAACACACAAAUAAAACAUAAGCGUUAUGAAAAUUAGAAGGACUUUCAGAGAGGAAAACCGCAACAAGGGGGGUGGGGAGUGGGAUUAUCCUUCUGGCUUUUACAGCAAAACAAAGCAUCUGCCCUAGAUACCAGUGUUAAUUAAACCAAGCAGUUCUUCUGCUUCCGAAAGCAUCUCUGGGAAAUUAAUUAAAAUUUCAUUCUGGAUAAGGUUUUUACACAGAAGGCUAAAAGAAAUACACACACACACACACACACACACACACACACACAAAAAAAAAACAAAAACCCCUACUAUCUAAGAACAUACUGUUGCAACUUGAGGCCAGCAUACAUAGUACUGCUUCCCCCAAAUUAUGACAGCUUUUUUGGAGCUAUUGUGACUGCAGCAGUUGCUGCCAGCUGCAUCCAUGGGGCAGAUGACAUGCAAAUAAAGCCCAUGCCAUUCCCCCCCCCAAACUUCUUUCCUAGAAUUGCUUUCUCUUAUUGUCAUGUUUUGAUGAAAAUAUUUGUGUGUAAGUUCUUCUGGACGUUCAACUCAAUGUACAGUGGAACCUCGGGUUAUGUACCAUCCUCCUUACGAACGCUUCAGGUAACGAGCUCUGCUAACCCGGAAGUAGGUGCUCUUGGUAGCAAACUUUGCCCCGGGAUGCGAGCAAAAGUCACACGCCGGCGGCACAGCAGCAGCAGGCCCCAUUAGCGAAAGUGCGCCUCAGGUUAAGAACGGUUUCGGGUUAAGAACGGACCUCCGGAACGAAUUAAGUUUGUAAUCGGAGGUACCACUGUACAUGUUAGGUUUGCCUAGGGCAUGGAUAGCCAACGUGGUGUUAUCCAAUUCUUAAUGUUCUACCUUUCCCAUCAUCCUUGACCAUUGGCCAAGCUGGCAGGAGCUGAUGGGAGUUGUAGUCCAACAACAUCUGGAGGGCAGCACAUUGGAGGAAAGUUGGGUAAACUGGCCCUUAGAAGGUAACAAAUAGUAUGUGUGGUGUGGUUUUUUUAAUUGGUUUCAUGAGGCCAAUUGUCCAAAUUUUCACUCUAUUAUGAGUUAUCCAUGACUGUGCAAGCAGAGCGUAGUUGCCAUGUGUGCUUUUGAAGGCUGUAGGCUUGGGCUGCAACCACUGUGAUCUCAGAGAAUGAAAAACAUGUCUCCCUGUUACAUAAGCAAGCCUCUUCUGUCAUUCAAAAUGAUCAGUGCUGUGGUAAAGGAGAGCAGGGGCCAGCCCUCUAGCUUCACCACUUCCAUAGCUGUCCCCCAAGAGGUUUUAUCUAACUUCAUUGUCUUUGGCUUUUCUCCUGACUUUGUUGUGUCUUUUACAUUCUAGCUUCCAAUGCUAUUACAGUUCACUUUCAGCCACUGCUGCCAGGACAUCCCUGUCUCCCAGUUUCAUUGACAACAGUCACCUAUCAAUGCUGGCAUUCAGUUAUGAUCCCUGGAGAGCUUUGGGGAAGAAGGCAAGACAGCUGUAUACCAACUGAAGGAGCACAUAUUUGA